Pieris napi is the source of this 490-nucleotide messenger RNA. It is a transcript of the gene Rpp21, whose product is annotated as ribonuclease P protein subunit rpr2. Lineage: Eukaryota; Metazoa; Arthropoda; Insecta; Lepidoptera; Pieridae. Bases 104 to 469 code for a protein of 121 amino acids. Gene Ontology annotation, biological process: tRNA processing. The transcript is spliced from 3 exons. Gene Ontology annotation, cellular component: nucleolar ribonuclease P complex. The record is from RefSeq and is a predicted model, not a curated record.
UAUGGCAUAUGUUUUAUUGUUGUUUUUGUAUGUAUUACACAAUCAAAUAUUCGCAAAAACAAAGCGAUUGCUUAAUGCUAUUUCUAGAAUUAUGUAUUAAAGAAUGAAGAAGGUUCAAGGAAAUGAUUCUUUCCAACGAAUAAACUAUUUAUAUCAAAUAAGUAAACAAAUAUCGGGUAUUAAUCCAGCACUGUCAUCAUACUAUGGAAGCCUUGCUAUUAAUGUUGCAAAGAAAAGUGUUCUUAAAAUUCACCCAGAUAUAAAAAGGCAAAUAUGCAAAAAGUGCAAAUGUCUACUCACCAACCAGACAAGUGAUGUGAAAAUAAAGAAUCUCAAUAAAUCAAAAUAUGUUCAGCGUAUUUGUAAAAUUUGUAAAACAAAGAAAAUAUUUCCGGCAGAUAAAAAUAAAGAACAUAAAAUCUGGUUAGAGAAAGCAGAGGCAGUAGUGGAAGUUAUCACCCAAGAUUAAUAAAUAAUUAUUUAAUGACUU